Molecule: messenger RNA, 7506 nt
Organism: Nylanderia fulva
Lineage: Eukaryota; Metazoa; Arthropoda; Insecta; Hymenoptera; Formicidae
Source: RefSeq, a predicted model, not a curated record
GUCCGGAAAAUCCCCGCCGACUGGCGGCAGAGCAGAACCCCCGUAAAAUUGUCUCGCCACGCGUUCUUCGUCGUCUCUCGCGAAGGGACGCAGCUUCGCGAAAGUGACCUACUACGAGGACCGACGUGUCGUCGACGAUUACGGGUGAAAGUCGAUAUAUAUAUCGCGCGGUCGUCGUUUCGCUUUUCCGACGAGAAAAGGGGACAGAAAGAGAAGAAGGCAGACUGAAGGAGGACGCACUCUCUCUCGAAGGAGCGGAAUGAAUAAUUGCGCGUCGCGAACGGCGACGGCGGGCCGCCGAAUGGCGGAUUUGAUUUGCGGAGGAAGAAAGGGCCGACACUCGUCGCCUGCAACGAUAACGCACGCCCUGCUGCCGCUGCUGAUAGUAUGCGCCACGUUAACGAUAUCCCAUUGCUGCUACGUCUUCCCGAAAGAAAUCAAGGAUCCCUGCACGAAGCUGAACUGCUCGCAAGGCUCGCAAUGUGUGCGAAGCAGGGACGGCAAGGAGGCGACUUGCGAAUGCUUGGAAUCUUGCCCAAAUUUGGGGGAUCACGAGGGUUCAGGACCUGUCUGCGGCACGGAUGGGAUUGACUAUCCGACGUUGUGCGACCUAAAUCGAGUCGCCUGCGCGAAAGGUGCUAACAUCACCGUGGCAUUUCGCGGUAAAUGCGAUCCCUGCGGAAGCGUCGAGUGUGUAGAACCAGAAAUCUGUCAGCUGGACGGUUCGAGGCAACCAGUCUGUCGCUGCGGAGAACAAUGCGGCCUCGAAUUUUCACCGGUAUGCGGAAGUGACGGCAAAACGUAUUCGAAUGAGUGCGGCCUUCGACAGGAAGCUUGUCGAUCAAGAUUGCCUCUCAAGAAAAUUUACAACGGCGCCUGCAGUUCUGGACAAAAUCCGUGCGAAGCGGCCAAGUGCAGCUUUUACGAGCAGUGCGCAAUCAAUCGCCAAGGGAUCGCUAACUGCGAAUGCGGCCCCGAAUGCGAGCCGGUAAUGAGGCCCGUAUGCGCCCGCGGUGGGACCACUUACACGUCCAUGUGCGAGCUGAAGAGACAGGCGUGCCUGACGCGGAGCAACAUCGAGGUAGCUUAUGUCGGCACGUGCGGCUCCAGGGGACCCUGCUCCGAGAAGGUGUGCCAGUGGGGCGCAAUUUGCGCAGAGAACAGCGGUAAUGCUGUGUGCGAAUGUCCGACUUGUCCGGCAGAAUUUCAACCUGUAUGCGGCGAUGAUGGCAUCAGCUAUGGCAACGAGUGCAAGCUUCGCCUGGAGGCAUGUCAGCAUCGACGGGAGAUACGCGUUUUGUACCAAGGAUUGUGCAAUGGCUGCGAGAACAAGAAGUGCGAGUUUUACGGCGAAUGCGAAAGCGACAGCAUCGGGGAAGCAAAAUGCGUCUGUCCAUCGAAAUGCGAGAUUUCGGUGAAAGAGCCGGUGGGAGCGGAAAAGGUUUGCGGAUCCGAUGGAGUGACCUACGAUAAUGAAUGCGCCUUGAAAAGGGCGUCGUGCAUGAGCCUGACCCUCAUCAACAUUAGCUACGUGGGUGACUGCGAACUGUGCACGAGGGUGAAAUGCGAGCACGGGGCGCAUUGCGUGGCAGGGGUGUGCGUGUGUCCGGAAGUCUGUCCCGAGAGCAGCGGCGAGCUCGUUUGCGGCAGUGACGUGAAAACUUACCAGUCCGAGUGCGAGCUGCAGCGAGCAGCCUGCGGCAGGGAUCCCAAGUUGCCGACGUUGCACGUCACGUUUUACGGCGACUGCGGCGACAGAUUGGCCGUGGCGGCGUUGACGACCAAGUCGACGCUCUCGGUGACUCGUUUGGCCACCACCAUCGCCGAUGUCACGAGUACACAGGAGCGCGAGGCCUGCAAGGACAUUCACUGCGACUUCGAGGCGACCUGCGAGCUCGGACCGGACAAAUUCCCCAGAUGCAGCUGCAGAUUCGACUGCGCCUCCAUCUCGCCCGAGAAUAAUCGGCCCGUCUGCGGUAGCGACCUUAGAAUUUACUCCUCCCUCUGCGCCAUGAAGAUGGAGGCUUGCCAGAGGCAGCAGGAGCUGCGACUGCGACCCCUCGAUCUCUGCGAAGGCAUGGAAGUCAAGCCUUGCAACGGCGAUGCUCCAUUGGUAGACUCCGAGGGUAAAGAAUAUGACUGCGGUAGUGGACCAGAACGCAAAGACUGCCCUAGCAAUAGUUACUGCCAUCAAACGACACGAUUCGCUCGUUGCUGCAAGAAAGUCCUAGGAAACCAGGUGCAAAAAUGCGCGGACUCGUGGCACGGCUGUUGCCCGGAUGGGAAGACCGCCGCGCUUGGUCCGGACGGCGCCGGCUGUCCGAGUAACUGCAACUGCAAUAGGCUCGGCAGUGUGUCAGACACCUGCAACCCGGAAACCGGUCAAUGCGAGUGCCGGCCAGGAGUGGGUGGCCUCAAGUGCGACAGAUGUAUGCCGGGUUACUGGGGACUGCCGAAAAUAAGCGAGGGUCUUCAGGGAUGCAUACCGUGCGGCUGUUCGCUCUUCGGUUCCGUCAGAGAGGACUGCGAACAGAUGACAGGACGUUGCGUCUGCAAGCCCGACAUUCAAGGGCAAAAAUGUACAAUCUGCAACGAUCACAACAAGAUACUCACGCAGACCGGAUGUUACUCAGCGGACACGAUACCGCCCAGAGCUACGUCCUGCAACGAGCUGGAAUGCUACUCGGGCGGCCACUGCUCGGAGAUGGGCGGCUCGCACUGCGAGUGCCCGUCUUCGUGCCCGACGGACGUUCCGUCUGUGCCGGUCUGCGGCAGCGACGGCCAGACCUACGACAACGAAUGCGAGCUGCGGCUGUAUGCGUGCCGCCACCAGGCCGACGUGGUCACGCAGGCCUUCGGCCACUGCAGAGACGACCCUAUGGUUAACACGGACUUCCCCGUUAAGAGAUACACAGCUGUACAAUACACCCAACCGGCGGCCGCUAUUUCUCCAUUGUCCAAAUCCACGCGGCAUCUCUUGGUACCGGAGCCGGACCCACGAUAUUAUUACACUCAUCGAGCUCAUCAAGAGACCAUCACCAUCGACAGAGAUAAUUUAAAACAUGGAAUAGCCGCGUCGUAUCGACCAACGCCAGCAACGAUUCGAGUGGUCACCGCUCUUCUGGGUGAUCUUUGUAAUGACGACAAGGAUUGCACAAUACCUAACAGCGAAUGUUUGAACGGCGGCUGCAUCUGUUCCGAAGGCUAUGCGGAAACCAGCGAUCGGCAGGAAUGCUUCGCCAAUUACGUGCCGGUGACGCCGACCGAGGAAUUUCGCGCCUGCCUCUCGUAUCCCUGUCACAUGACCUCGACGUGCAUCGACUUACCCAGCGCGACUUUCGUCUGUAUCUGUCGGCCAAAUUAUACCGGACUGCUGUGCGACGAGGAGAUCAACAAGCGGGAUUACGAGAUACCGUCUUUUGACGGUAAAAGCUACGUCAGGAUGAACCGGCUGAAAGGCUAUCACAGAUUCAACAUCGAGAUCGAGUUCAAAACGUACGCGGACAACGGAAUCAUACUGUACAAUCAGCAGAAGAGCGACGGCACCGGCGACUUCGUGUCCCUGGCUAUUAUCGAUGGAUAUGUGCAAUUCAGAUAUAACUUGGGAAAUGGACCUGUGAUCCUCACGUCAUCGGAAAGAGUGACCAUGAAGACCUUCCACAGAGUGGCGGCUAAGAGAUUCCACAGAGACGGGGUCUUGGUCUUCAACAACAACGAGGACGUGACCGGGCAAAGUCAGGGAGUGCUCAAGUAUCUGGAUCUGAAUCAAGACACUUUCAUCGGAAACAUGCCGACUAAUUACACCAAGGUCUACGACAACAUCGGCACCAGUCACGGAUUUCUCGGCUGCAUACGCGACCUGAAGAUCAACAAGAUCGACGUGGACCUUCACGUGGGUCACGACAAGGAUGUCCUCGAGAGUUAUCGCGUGAAGGAGUGCGGCGACAACGCGUGCGCCAACUUGCCCUGUCAAAACGGCGCGACGUGCCAGCCGAUCUUCGAGGAGGAUCUGUGCAACGGCCGGGAGUGCAGGAUGUUGCAGAAGAGAGGCAGAAGCAGGAACAAUCGAGGCAGCAAGGGCGGGAUAAACAUAGUCAGAUGCCGAGGUUCUCACUGCACGUCGGUUGAGCAAACCAGGGCCAAGAAGAGCGCGAGAAAACGCUGCGUCGGGAGCAAGUGCGAUUACGAUUACGUUCUCAAGUACGACAACAAUUACGAUCACAUCAAUUACGAGGUGGAGAAGUACGAGCCGCCGGACUACAGGUGCAUUUGCCCGCCGCAAUUCACCGGCAGGAACUGCGAGGAAUCCUUGGAUCCCUGCAUGGACGAACCUUGCCAGAACGGAGGCACCUGCGACAUCCUGCCGCAGGGAGGAUACGUGUGCAAGUGUCCUCCCGGUAGAACCGGAGAACACUGCGAGAUCCUGGACGACGAACUGACGGAAUUCAUGAUUCCCGAGAUGAACGGCAACGGAUUUCUGGAGCUGCCUUGCAUGGAAGGCAUCGCGAAAGCUUUCUCCAUCGAGCUGUGGUUCCUUACUCGCGCGAAUGAUGGUCUUCUGCUUUACAACGGCCAGUUAGACAACGGCAAGGGCGAUUUUAUAAGUCUGAACUUGGUAAAUGGCCGACUCGAAUUCAGAUUCAAUCUCGGGAGUGGUAUCGCGAACAUCACGUCGCCGGAUCCGGUUAGUCGCGAUAUCUGGCACUGCGUAAGAAUCAGCAGACUCGGCAGAGAGGGAGUGCUACAGCUCGACGAUGGAAUCGUCGCUAGAGGAUUAUCCGGAAGUCCUCUCACGGAAUUGAAUCUGCAGACGCCGCUUUACGUCGGCGGGGUCAAACACCGACGAGAAGUUCAUCGUCUGGUCGGAAUCUGGACCGGAUUGGUAGGCGCCGUACAGAGACUAAUGAUAAACGGCAAAACAUAUCAGAACCUCGCGGUGAAUAUUACUCAACACAACACGCAGAUUUACGACGGUCUACCGUGUCCCAGGAACGAGAAUCCUUGCCACAACGGCGGAGUCUGCCUUCCACUUCUAAAUAGUUAUCUCUGCAAAUGCGCCAAUGGUUAUAAUGGUCUGCACUGCGAAUACUUUAUGGGUUACGACGUGUCUGGUACCGAAAUAUCGGAGCGACCUGUGCGUUUCGAAGGUGACAAUUUCCUGCAAUUUAAGCACCGCUACGGAAGGAGUACUAACUCGACUAACACUACCCUCGGCGAGUACUUUGAGGAGUCCUACUCCGACUACGACUUGGAGGAGGAUGUCGACUACGAGUACGACAGUUACGAUUACACGGAACGCAGGGGACAGCAAUCGAACAAGUUCGAGUUGCGGUUAAGAACAGUACAUCCCGAGGGUCUCAUCGCCUGGGUGGGAAGAGGAAAGUUGGAACAUUUCUUUUUGUCCUUGCACGACGGUCACGUAAUACUCACUUACAAGGGCAAGACUGAGAAUGUAUCCGUAAAGAGCAAGGAAAGGGUGGACGACGGAGUCUUCCACCACAUCCGAGCGUUCCGACGACGGAAAGCUUGUACGCUCCAAAUCGACGAGAACAUGCCCGUGAAGGUCUCGAUGGAAACGACGGUGUUGUCGACGAACGGGAAGCUCUUCGUCGGCGGCAAGCCGGGUCAUCCCGGCAUCCGGGGCUGUGUGACGGAUUUCAUCGUUGACAAGCGGCGAUUGCCGUUGGCCAGACGGAAGAUCGACUUCUGUCACGAUAAUGACGUAUGAUAACGAACCUCGAGCUCGACGAUCGCCUAAACGCCGACAACGAUACGUAAACAUGAUAACGAAUUCCGACGAUAGUCAACCCCAUGGAAGACUCAGUGAGCGUCCCUGCUUUAUCCCAGCGCAGCGAAUUAAUAGACUAGAACGUGAAGUAUAACGAGAAGCGAUGACCGGAACAAACAAGUCAAAGAAUCAUGUUCAAUCCGAUCCGAUUGUCACGUGUUGAUUCCUGCCAAAAUUGUACGAAGAUUCGGAUCAUGUUAAUGCAGCGCAUUUCGGAAAAAAUGAAAGCCUCAGUCUAUGUCAGAAGUUUAAUAUUGUUCUUUCUGUACGAUGAUUAACGGAAGUAUCAGAGUUACAGAUUAGAGUUACAAUUCUCAUUCUCAAGGAUGAUUUUCGAGGUAUUUUUGGUGAAAAUUAUCUUAAAUCCGAGAAGAAAAUUGGACCAAGACCGAAAAAACUUCAGUCUUAAAUACAGUGUUACGUCUCGUUAAAAUAACGAGGAUCGAAAAUAAAAACCCAGAAUUAUGACCAGCAAUGGCAUUAUUCGUUUAAAAGUCUGACUAAGAAACCAGAGCCAGAAGGAGAACCAAAACCUUCCAUUUUAAGAUACCGCAUGCCUACUUAAAGGAAGAUGCUACGUUACCGAAGAGUUUCAGUGACUCUGUCGUUAUCGCGUGUGAAAUAUGCGGACACUAUUAGAAUUUUUACCGGCGUAUCUUAGGAACUUCUUGAGUACUGCUUUUCUCUCAUAGGGCCAUCCAAUAAAUAAGAAAUAAGAGAUUAGAAGAAGUGGUCUCACAAUCUUGUGACGCAGGAUUCAAUCACUCGCUAUUCUUCGAGCCGAUCACAAUAAGGUAUCGAGGUUCAAAAGCUGUAAAAGAAAGCUACAUAAGGAUCGAUCGUCUCGCGAUUAUUUCACGUUAUAUCAUCGGGAUCGUCGUUGCGCGGAUAGAGAAGAAAAAGGAGCAAACGGUGAACUAAGUGCUACAUUCUCAUCGAAAGACAAUAAUAUAUUUUUAAGGUAACGAGAUUAAUAUACAUAUGGAUACGUAUAUAUAUGUAUGUAUAUGAAUUUAUCUGUAUACGCGUAUGUGGCGGACGUGCGCGCGUAUGCGCGUACAUUUAGCGAAUUUAGCGAAGAGAGAAGAAGCGAGGUCGCUUAUGAAGCUGACCGUCGUGUUAUAGGAUCUAUAUACUUAUAAGUUGUACUGAAGCACAUCUAAACGUUUUACAAUGCCAAGACUGAUUAAAGCGGACGUGAACGGACGACGAAAAGAAAAAAGAAAAAAAAAAGAAAAACAGAUCGAAGAAGAGAAAGAAGAAAAAAGAAAUAAAUCGGUGUUAUGUUUGAGUGUUCGGAAUAGAGAGAUUUAAAUGACCGUGGAUUUUCCAGAAUAGAAGAAAGAUGUAUUUUAAAGGACUUGUUGAUUUAUUGCCAGUAGUAGACGAAUUCACACGAUACGUUGUUUUUAGGUAGGGGAGGCUUUUUACAAAUGCGCAAGAGAAUAAAUAUAUUAUAUAUAUAAAUAUAUAUAUAUAUAUAUAUUAUAUAUAUACAGACUUAUAUACAUAUAAGAGAAAUCUACAUUCCAUUUGAUGGACGGAAACCCGGGUUAAAAAUUUUUAGAUAGACGCUAAUGAUGACCGGCGUAAAAGCAGUCCGUUCAAAUUCCGCGAUUUAUGGAUUUAAAAGUCAAACAUCAUAUUUUCGCACGCGAUAAACUUAUUUAUUUCAUUCUAUGAAAAAGAGAGUAAUAAUUAUUCAAAUUUAAUAUAAA